AUGAAAAAAAUAUUAGGAGGGUCGUAUUCUCCUUAUCGCGCCAUAUACACUCAGCAGGAUGUUCGAAUCAUCAUAGAAUACGCUAGAUCUCUAGGCAUUCGAGUAAUGCCAGAAGUUGAUUCUCCGGGACAUACGACCUCUUGGGGAUAUGGCUACAGCUCCAUAAUGACACAAUGUUCGCCAAGCUGGGCACAACCUGAUGCAAUGGGAGUUCUUAAUCCUAUAAAAAAUGUAACUUAUAAUUUCGUUGGAUCACUUCUGGCAGAAAUUACUAAUGUAUUUCCCGACAAUGCACUUCAUCUAGGUGGAGAUGAGGUGAAUUUCACUUGCUGGUGA
Molecule: messenger RNA, 336 nt
Organism: Rodentolepis nana
Lineage: Eukaryota; Metazoa; Platyhelminthes; Cestoda; Cyclophyllidea; Hymenolepididae
Source: the annotation of a GenBank genome assembly